Molecule: messenger RNA, 1239 nt
Organism: Carica papaya (papaya)
Lineage: Eukaryota; Viridiplantae; Streptophyta; Magnoliopsida; Brassicales; Caricaceae
Source: RefSeq, a predicted model, not a curated record
UACUCUCCUUCCCUUUCAGAUACUUUGAGGAGAGGUGGUAGCAUUUUGUGUGGGGGACAGUCCAUGUAUAGUAGGCAUAGGCGAUCGUCAUCACUUCCCGAUAAGAGGAGAAUUGCCUCGAGAAGUGCUCGGGGUGUUCUCCCCUUGCUUUCUAAUAACGGUGAUGGCAGAGGAGGGUCAUCUUUAGGAACUGGGCAUAGUGAUGAUGAGAUUUCUACUAAUUUUGGAGAGUUAGAUUUAGAGGCUCUGAGUAGAUUAGAUGGGCGGAGGUGGUCAUCAAGCUGUCGGAGUCAGGAUGAGUUAGGAAUUGUAGCUCUAAAUGGGGAAGGAGAAGAGGAAGGCACUCCGGAAAAUAUUAGGAGCUUGAGCCAGAAAUACAAGCCAAUGUUCUUUGAGGAAUUGAUUGGUCAGAAUAUAGUAGUUCAGUCCCUUAUGAAUGCUGUUUCGAGGGGAAGGAUUGCCCCUGUCUAUCUUUUUCAAGGUCCUCGAGGGACUGGAAAGACAUCAUCGGCCAGGAUCUUUUCUGCUGCUUUGAAUUGUCUAGCAACUGAAGAGACAAGGCCUUGUGGAUACUGUACAGAAUGCACUGAUUUCAUUUCUGGAAAAAACAAUUAUUUUUGGGAAGUUGACGGCACCAAUAAGAAAGGAAUUGAUAGAGUUAGGCACCUUUUGAGAAACCUGUCAGUGGCACUCCCACCUGGUUCCUCAAGAUACAAGGUUUUUGUAUUUGAUGAGUGUCACUUGCUGCCAUCAAAGACAUGGCUAGCAUUUCUCAAAUUUCUUGAAGAUCCAUUGCAACGAGUUGUAUUCAUAUUUAUUACAACAGACAUUGAGAAUGUGCCCCGUACCAUUCAAUCACGGUGUCAGAAGUACCUUUUCAACAAAAUUAAAGAGGGUGACAUUGCAGCCAGGCUUAGGAAAAUCUCUUCUGAUGAAAAUCUUGAUGUUGAAUCGGAGGCAUUGGAUUUGAUUGCUCUAAAUGCUGAUGGUUCACUUCGAGAUGCAGAAACUAUGCUAGACCAGCUAAGCUUGCUGGGGAAAAAGAUUACUACAUCUCUUGUAAAUGAACUUGUAGGAGUUGUCUCAGAUGAGAAGUUAUUGGAACUUCUGGAAUUAGCACUAUCAUCGGACACUGCAGAAACUGUGAAGAGGGCGAGAGAAUUGAUGGACUCGGGGAUUGAACCAAUUGUUUUGAUGUCUCAGCUUGCGAGCCUUAUUAUGGAUAUAAUUGCUGGAUCA